AUGUUGAUGAAGAACAGUGACCUAGAGAUUAAUGUAUUUAAGGUGCUAGAUUCUGUCCCUAUUGCCAGCAUGUGGAGAACUGUGCAGGUUUGCAAUGAGAUCACAGACUUUAUGGAUGCUUAUUAUAGAGGCCUAAAUAGGAAUAUCUUCAUGGUGCUGUCCAUAAUAGGAACUCUUUUCGGUCUUAAAGGGAUUACCUGUCCAGCCAACACGUAUAUCACACCUUGGUCACAGCAUGUGAGGUUUGCUGAAAGUGUGCGAGGUCUACAUUAUUUGCAACUACUUAUAGCCUUCAAAGUAGAUUUUCUAGCAGUCUUCUUUGAGCUUGCUUUUGCAGGCAUGAUUAAGGGUCUAACACUCAUCUCAUGUUAA
Messenger RNA from Suillus plorans, 372 nucleotides. RefSeq lists its product as uncharacterized. The record is from RefSeq and is a predicted model, not a curated record. The coding region runs from base 1 to 372 and encodes 123 amino acids. Lineage: Eukaryota; Fungi; Basidiomycota; Agaricomycetes; Boletales; Suillaceae. The transcript has 5 exons.